Microtus oregoni (creeping vole) is the source of this 5099-nucleotide messenger RNA. It is a transcript of the gene Ambra1, whose product is annotated as autophagy and beclin 1 regulator 1. The record is from RefSeq and is a predicted model, not a curated record. The transcript has 19 exons. NCBI's taxonomy places the organism in Eukaryota, Metazoa, Chordata, Mammalia, Rodentia, Cricetidae. Gene Ontology annotation, cellular component: intracellular membrane-bounded organelle. The coding region runs from base 453 to 4079 and encodes 1208 amino acids. Gene Ontology annotation, molecular function: protein binding. Gene Ontology annotation, biological process: autophagy.
UCUGGGACGGCAGCCGGCCCUGUAGCAAGACCUGAGCAUUGUUCGGCACUCGGCUGCAGUUCCUUGAACGAUUGCUGGGCGCUCUUCCUUUGAUGUCUGGGCGUUCGUGUAUUCUGUGAUCUUUUGCGGCGUCUUCUUGGUUGAUGUCUCUAGAGCGGCGGCGGCGGCGGUGCCAGGUUCAGAACUGAGUUAUUCCGGAGGCCCCGGGCUCUGGCCGCUUUCUCCCGCCGGUCGGCUGAGCGGAUCCCUCGCUUCCUUCGGCCCCUUCCCGCCUUCCGUCCGUAGCCCGUUGCGUCUGCUGGUCUACGGGCCGAGCUCUCACCCGUCUCGCAGAUUUCCAUGAAGACAGCUGACAAGGACCUGAAUGGCCUCAUUUUAGCUGCUUCUGUGUGUGGAGCUAUUAUUUGCUCCUUCAGUUCUGAUCCCUGGUGUGACAGUGGCUCCUGAGCACCAUGAAGGUUGUCCCAGAGAAGAAUGCUGUUCGGAUCCUCUGGGGCCGAGAACGGGGCACUCGUGCCAUGGGUGCUCAGCGGCUUCUGCAGGAGCUGGUAGAAGAUAAGACACGGUGGAUGAAAUGGGAAGGCAAGAGAGUAGAACUGCCUGAUAGUCCACGCUCGACCUUCUUACUGGCCUUCAGCCCAGACAGGACUCUCUUGGCAUCCACACAUGUGAACCAUAACAUCUAUAUUACAGAGGUUAAGACUGGCAAGUGUGUUCACUCUCUGAUUGGACACCGCCGUACUCCAUGGUGUGUCACUUUUCAUCCUACCAUCUCAGGCCUUAUUGCUUCUGGUUGCCUAGAUGGGGAAGUUAGGAUUUGGGAUUUACAUGGUGGCAGUGAAAGCUGGUUCACAGAUAGCAACAAUGCCAUAGCAUCCUUGGCCUUCCAUCCUACGGCUCAGCUUCUACUGAUUGCCACUGCCAAUGAGAUCCACUUCUGGGACUGGAGUCGGCGGGAGCCCUUUGCUGUAGUGAAGACAGCUAGUGAGAUGGAGCGCGUGCGUCUGGUUAGAUUUGAUCCACUUGGACACUACUUACUGACAGCAACCGUUAACCCUUCUAAUCAGCAGGGUGACGAUGAACCAGAAAUUCCUAUAGAUGGAACAGAAUUAUCUCACUACCGCCAGCGUGCCCUCCUGCAAUCACAGCCGGUUCGCCGGACACCUCUCCUUCACAAUUUCCUGCAUAUGCUGUCCUCCCGCUCCUCUGGCAUCCAGACCGAGCCCUUCCAUCCCCCGGAGCAGGCUUCGUCAACGCAGCAGGACCAGGGCCUCCUGAACCGGCCGUCUGCCUUCAGUACAGUCCAGAGCAGCACUGCGGGCAACACGCUCCGCAACCUCAGUCUGGGUCCUACCCGUCGCUCUUUGGGGGGCCCUUUGUCUAGCCACCCUUCUAGGUAUCACAGAGAACUAGCCCCUGGGCUGACAGGUUCUGAAUGGACCCGGACAGUACUCACUCUCAACUCACGCUCUGAGGUAGAAUCUAUGCCCCCGCCCAGGACCAGUGCCUCUUCAGUGAGUUUGCUGUCUGUGCUGAGACAGCAGGAAGGCGGCUCUCAGGCGUCUGUGUACACUUCAGCCACAGAAGGAAGGGGUUUUCCAUCAUCAGGGCUGGCUACUGAGUCAGAUGGAGGGAAUGGUUCUAGCCAAAACAACUCCGGCAACAUUCGCCAUGAGCUUCAGUGUGAUCUUAGACGCUUCUUUUUGGAGUAUGACAGGCUGCAGGAGCUGGAUCAGAGCCUGAGUGGGGAAGCUCCCCAGACCCAACAGGCCCAGGAAAUGCUCAAUAAUAACAUUGAAUCUGAGAGGCCAGGUCCUUCCCAUCAGCCCACACCACACAGCAGUGAGAACAACUCCAACCUGUCUCGGGGCCAUCUUAAUCGCUGCCGUGCUUGCCAUAAUCUUCUGACCUUCAACAAUGAUACCUUGCGCUGGGAAAGAACCACACCUAACUACUCAUCUGGAGAGGCUAACUCUUCCUGGCACGUCUCUACCACCUUUGAGGGCAUGCCACCAAGUGGCAACCAGUUGCCACCUCUUGAGCGGACUGAGGGCCAAACACCUAGCUCCAGCAGGCUGGAGUUGAGCAGCUCAGCUAGUCCACAAGAGGAGAGGACUGUGGGGGUGGCCUUUAACCAGGAGACAGGCCACUGGGAACGAAUCUAUACCCAAUCCAGCAGAUCUGGAACUGUAUCACAGGAGGCCUUACAUCAAGAUAUGCCCGAAGAAAGCUCUGAGGAAGACUCCCUCAGGAGGAGGCUGCUGGAGUCUUCCCUCAUUUCAUUAUCCCGUUAUGAUGGAGCAGGAUCCAGAGAGCACCCAAUUUACCCAGACCCAGCGAGAUUAUCUCCUGCUGCAUACUACGCCCAGAGGAUGAUCCAGUAUCUCUCACGGAGAGACAGUAUUCGCCAGCGCUCCAUGCGCUACCAACAGAAUCGUCUUCGUUCUUCCACCUCUUCUUCCUCAGACAACCAGGGUCCAUCAGUAGAGGGAACCGACUUGGAAUUUGAGGACUUUGAGGACAGUGGUGACAGAUCUCGGCACAGAGCUCCCCGCAAUGCCAGAAUGUCUGCACCUUCACUUGGACGCUUUGUCCCAAGGCGUUUUUUGCUGCCCGAGUAUUUGCCUUAUGCUGGGAUUUUUCAUGAACGUGGACAGCCUGGCUUGGCUACUCACUCUUCUGUUAACAGGGUACUAGCAGGGGCAGUGAUUGGAGAUGGACAGUCUGCUGUUGCCAGUAACAUUGCCAAUACUACCUACCGGCUCCAGUGGUGGGACUUCACCAAGUUUGACCUUCCAGAAAUCAGCAAUGCCUCCGUGAAUGUCCUGGUACAGAACUGCAAGAUCUACAAUGAUGCCAGCUGUGACAUUUCUGCAGAUGGCCAGCUCCUGGCAGCUUUCAUCCCAAGCAGCCAAAGGGGCUUUCCUGAUGAAGGCAUCCUGGCAGUGUAUUCCCUGGCCCCCCAUAACCUGGGGGAAAUGCUCUACACCAAGCGAUUUGGUCCCAAUGCCAUUUCUGUGAGCCUGUCUCCAAUGGGCCGAUACGUAAUGGUGGGCUUGGCUUCACGAAGGAUCCUGCUGCACCCCUCCACAGAGCACAUGGUUGCCCAGGUCUUCAGGCUGCAACAAGCCCAUGGUGGUGAGACCUCCAUGAGGAGAGUUUUCAACGUCCUUUACCCCAUGCCUGCUGACCAGCGGAGACAUGUCAGCAUCAACUCUGCCCGUUGGCUACCUGAGCCAGGACUUGGUUUGGCCUAUGGCACCAACAAAGGAGACCUGGUGAUCUGCCGACCAGAGGCCUUAAACUCUGGUGUUGAGUACUACUGGGACCAGCUAAAUGAGACGGUCUUCACUGUCCACUCCAACAGCAGGAGCAGCGAGCGGCCUGGAACCAGUAGAGCCACAUGGAGGACAGACAGAGACAUGGGCUUGAUGAAUGCAAUUGGGCUGCAACCUCGGAACCCUACCACCUCUGUGACAUCUCAGGGCACCCAGACUCUGGCCCUCCAGUUGCAGAAUGCUGAAACACAGACCGAGAGGGAGGAAGAGGAACCAGGGACAGCAUCUUCAGGUCCUGGUGAAGGCGAGGGCUCAGACUAUGGUGGCAGUGGGGAAGAUGCCCUCAGCCGGAUCCAGCGGUUAAUGGCCGAGGGUGGCAUGACAGCUGUGGUACAGCGAGAACAGAGCACCACCAUGGCCUCCAUGGGUGGCUUUGGCAACAACAUCAUCGUCAGCCACCGCAUUCACCGCAGCUCCCAGACAGGCACAGAGUCAGGGGCUGCUCGUACCUCCUCACCCCAGCCCUCCACCUCUCGGGGACUGCUCUCAGAACCUGGGCAACAGGCAGAGCGAGGCCUAAGCCCCCGGACAACCUCCUGGGACCAGCCUAGUACCUCUGGGAGAGAACCACCUCAGCCAGCCCUGCCGUCUUCCUCCCCUGUCCCCAUUCCAGUCCCCCUUGCCAGUAAUGAGGGACCAACCAUGCACUGCGAUGUGACCAAUAACAGUCACCUUCCUGAGGGUGAUGGCAACAGCAGGGGGGAAGCUGCAGGCCCUAGUGGGGAGCCACGGAACCGGUAGAGUCCCAAACAGGCGCUGGUGCCUCCCCUCAACCCCGCUGAACAGAAGCUGGACCUCACAGCUGGCUGGGAACUGAACACACAGAAGAGCUGAUGCCUGCAUCCGGGAACAGGAGGAAUGAGAGGGUGGGGCGUGGAGCCAGCUGGGCAGGGGCAGUCCAGAGGGCAAGACUAGCCUGGGGAAUAGAGUCCUCCAGGAUCUGGAGCCCAGAAGAGCCACACUGCUGGGCCUGGUAUGAAUUAAGAAGCAAGUGGGUGUCUCUUCCACAAACCCCCCUUUCUCCUAGGGUCACUGGCCUAGGGGACUCAGCCCCGGGCAGGAGCCCCAGAAGAAUGAAGUCUUCCAGAUCUAGACUACACCAUCCUGGGCAGAACAGUGGGACAGUUCUUCCUUGCUGACUCCUAGGGGCAGAACCACCAGGAGCAGAGGAGCAGCCUACCCCAUACCCACAUUGCCUCUGACUCUAAACCUUCUGGAGUUCCAGCCUCUCUGUCCUCUCAGCCCGCAAAGACAGAAAAGUUGGCCCAGCUUCCAUGUAGGGGACUUCCUAUACUCACAGCGUGGACACCUGUGGAGUGAAGGAAGCAGCCUGCUUGCCUGACACAGGAUGGAGCCAAUGCAUGGUGGUGGGCGGGCCCUCAGGAGUGGGAGAGUGUAGGCUGGCCCACCCCCAGCUUGUCCACCAAGCUCCCCCCUCUCCCCAAAGCCCUUCAUGCAGCACCUAUAGGUGUCAGUAUUACCUGAGCCCAGGCCAAAGCCAGCCCAAGGCUGGAGGGAGAGAUUCCAGGUCAGAAUGUGAGGUGUUGGUCUGUGAUUCGAGGUGUCGCAUGCGGAAUCCUGAACUGUGCGUGUAGUUGUAGUGGAGAAAUCAAGGCUCUGAUCAUUUUGUUUUUAGUAUGAAAAUGUGAUUUCCUUUCUGUUUGUCACUCAUCAUAGAAACAUUGUGGAGGGAGGAGAGGGGAUAGUCUACUGCUAAUGAGGGAGACACCAAAGAUCUGCAUCAUUAAAGUGAUGACAUGC